Molecule: messenger RNA, 634 nt
Organism: Schistosoma margrebowiei
Lineage: Eukaryota; Metazoa; Platyhelminthes; Trematoda; Strigeidida; Schistosomatidae
Source: the annotation of a GenBank genome assembly
CUGGAAGUCACACCAGCAGCGACCAUACCUGUCUAAUUAUUCAGUUUACCAAUAGGAAUACGAUUACGUAGGUGGAAUGUCUCGUCCAAUAGAAUGCCAGUGAAGCCAACUUACUAAAUACAAACCAAUCACAUCUCAGUUAGGUCGUUUUGUAGACAAACGACCUGUAUAUCACUCUAAUUCCAAUCUCGUUAGCUGUGGUCGUGAGUUGAUUGUAUUGCUGGAGAUGGGUGACGGAUCCAGGAAAGCUGUUAUCAAAAAUGUAGAUAUGUCCGAGGAAAUGCAACAAGAUGCGAUAGAGGCAGCAACCCAAGCAUUUGAAAAGUACAACAUCGAGAAAGAUAUUGCUGCAUAUAUUAAGAAAGAAUUCGACAAGAAACAUAGUCCAACUUGGCAUUGUGUCGUUGGGAGGAACUUUGGGAGCUACGUAACACAUGAAACAAAACACUUUAUCUAUUUCUACGCUGGACAAGUUGCAAUCCUUUUGUUCAAAUCCGGUUAAUAUGAAAUGCAUUUAGUGAUUAUGCUAACAUUAUAAAGUUUGUAUUUGAUUAUAAUUGGGUUUUUUUAAUGAACGGAAUACACUAAUUAAGAGAUUAAAUAACAAAGAUUAGUGCUGAACUAAUCUUCCUUA